Molecule: messenger RNA, 2550 nt
Organism: Fusarium keratoplasticum
Lineage: Eukaryota; Fungi; Ascomycota; Sordariomycetes; Hypocreales; Nectriaceae
Exons: 1
Coding region: 1-2550 (849 amino acids)
Source: RefSeq, a predicted model, not a curated record
AUGGCUACACCAUCAGUUGACCUGCCUCCACCAUCUGACGACGAGGUUGCAGUGCCCAUGCUUGACCAUGCUCCAGGUCUAGCGUCCGCGAUUGGCGUAGCGGCAGUGGCAGCCGUGGCUGGACACCAAGUUCUCGGAGGUGGCCUUCCCCGGAGCAUUGACGAAGACUUGUGCCACAAAUCAUGCGACGGCGACGACAGUGACGGCAGGGAAAAAGAAGAAGACGGCAAAGGGCGACAGCACGAUGAAGAGAAGAGGAGGAGGAGGAAAAAGAAGAGAAACAUUCGCGAAGAAAAUCAGCAAAAGGGUCUAAGAGAGGCCCAAGAAAAAUGGGAUGCGGCAACAGCCAUGGUUGCAGUAAGAACGGAGGCAGGAGCGGAGGCGAUUCCGGGGAGUGUCGCAUCAAGAGGAGAAGGAGGAGCUGGACUUGGAGCUGGAGAGCCUGAAGGGGUCCUCCCGUCGCCUAGAAAAGGCACCGAUUUGGCAGGCCAACAGGUCAGAGCUGCACUUUCCCGCUCCCGCCUGGGUCGUUCAACCCCCUCAUCCCCAAGCUUGGGCUCCCUCUCGGUCACAGGCACAAGCUCGUACCAUCUCACCAGCACCAACGCAAACACCAACAAUCUUAGCAACUACACCCAAGGCGGCCGCAUUACAAAGCCCCGGCACCGCGCCUCUCUUUCAGCGUCAAUUGCAGCGUCUCUUACAAGUGCCGUUGCUGCCGCCGAAACCGCCAAGUUCACUUACGGAGCAAAGGUUGCCGCGACUCUGGCUGCCACAACAGCUACAAUGGUGGGGAAUCUUGCAAGCACCACUACAACGGCCACGGCCUCGCCAAAGCUCAAGCACAACGGCCUGCCAACUUUACAGACGACGUCCAAGACUACGGCGUCCACUCCUACCGUUACCACCACCAACUCUACCGCCAGGGAAUCUCCUGUGCUCUCUUUCUGGGGUCCUGAACCCAUUGCGCUUCCCUCGCGUUUCUCUCGCAUCAAGCGCAACCUCAUUCGCGGACACGAGACCGAGCUCGAAGCCAGCUGGACCCGUCUUAUUACUGCUCUCCGCGACGAGGUUAGCCGUAUCGAAGAUCUUGGCGCUCACUUGAUUCCCUCGAUUGAGUUUUCUGACAUUGACGAUGAAGCCCAGACUGCCCGCUUUGGCCAUGAUCUGAAGCGUUAUGGUGUCGGAGUCAUUCGCAAAGUCGUUCCUCGAGCUGAUACUGAUACUGCUGUCCGCGAGACGGUCGAUUACCUCGACAGCAAACGCCAUAUAAAAGCGCUCCAACAUGACCCGGCAUGUUUCGAUUUCUUUUGGACCCCGGCUCAAGUCCGCUCACGCGCGCAUCCCAACGUCCUCAGCGCCCAGCGUUUCAUGAUGGGCUUAUGGGAAACAGGCCCGGAUGAUCAACUUGUCACUAGGCUACCCAUUACCUAUGUCGAUCGCAUUCGAGUGCAUGGCAACACGGAAAACCAGUCCAACGGUCUCAACGUACCACCUCUUGAACCCCCACAAUCUGCCGAUGACUGGAUCCAAGCUCUGCAGUCCUCGGCCGGGAUCAUUGCUCAGGUUGACAAUGGCUCUCUGGAACGCUGGGAGCCUGAUGGCUAUCAACAUGCAGGGACUUACAACAAUAUUUUCCAUGGCCGCUGGGAAGACCAUGAUCCAUGGGAAUGCACCAGUCGUACCUCUGUGACGACAGAUCUUUAUAACGGCUAUGGUGCCUGUACUAUUUUCCGCAUGUUCCAGGGCAUUUUGGCCCUUUCCACGGUUGAGCCUGGCAUGGUGCGUCUGCUACCGUCGCCCAAGUUGGCAACGGCCUACUACCUGCUCCGUCCGUUCUUCACCACCAAGAACCCUCCUCCUGAAACGCGCAGCGGGCCUGAGUGGGAUGCCUACUUAGCUCCUGAGAACUGGCAACUGCAGCGAGACCCCGACUCUAUCAUUCACGGAGCUGUCCCGGGCCAUGCACAGAGAAUCACCGAAAUCUGGCACCCGCACUUACACUUGAGAAGUAGCAUGAUCACAUUACCCACGCUGCAGCCGGGCGACUACAUUUUAUGGCACCCUGAUCUCCCAUACUAUCUCUCCAGCAAUAACUAUGGUCUCAAGACGCCGAGCGGUAGCAACAGCGAAGUCAGUAUGCUUGUGUAUAUGCCAGCAGCUCCUCUCACACAAACGAACGCACUCUACCUGGCGCGACAGAGAAAGGCGUUCCAAAGAGGCCACCCCGGUCCUGACUUCGACUCCACUGGGAGGGGCAUAGUUGAAGAAGACUCCGAUACGCGACCUGGAGAGAAGGAGAUUGCCGACGUCGGUGGCCCGGCCGCAUUGCAGGCCAUGGGUCUAGCUCCUUGGGAAGUCGCAGGAACCCGUUCCGGAUCACCGCCCAGCGACAAGGCGAAAUCUAAGGACGAGGAGGACGUGGAUAUGGAAGCUGAGACCAGAAGCCUGAUGAGCUCUUCCUCGAUCUCUCGAGCUGAGGCCGAGGUUGUACGUCUGGCCAACAUCAUCCUUUUUCCGGACCGGUCAAUGAUGGGAUACUCGGUUUAA